AAUUGUCAUUGUUUGAUAGAAUAAUUCAUAAACAGCUUGAGUAAAUCUAUAAAACACACUAGCAAUCUUCAAGACAUCCUUCGUUAAGAUCUGCUUGUAAACCAACACAGAAAAAAAUCUCCAUUCAUCACGGCUUACGCUACUUUCUAAAACCGUAAAAUAGAAAUUUCAAAAUUGAAAUCGACGAAACAAAAUGACUGUAGUACAAGACCUCGAACUUUCACCUUCCGAGAGGGAAGCCGUAGAAGAGUUGGCAAGAAGGGUUUCAAAAGACUUACCGAGGAAAAUAUUCGAUGAAACGCAUAUGUACUAUAGGUUCUUAAAAGCUCGAGAUUUUGACGUCGAUGCAGCAGAGAAAAUGCUAAGACAGACUCUACAAUGGCGAAAAGACAACAAUGUGGAUAAAAUAUUAACAGACUACAAGCCUUCAGAGGUUCUUCAAAAUUUCUUCAAAAAUGUAUUCUUUGGAUUCGACAAAGAAGGAUCUCCAGUAUAUUUUAUGCCAGUUGGGAAGCAUGAUACAAGAGGUCUCCAUAUGUCUGCAAGGUACCCCGAUAUUGAGAAGGCACUUAUUCGUAUUGUGGAAGAAGGAGAAAAAAUGCUAGAUAAACAAAGCAAAAAACUGAAUAAACGCAUAGAAGGAUUUGUGAACAUAUAUGAUAUGGACGGUUUAACAUUCGGAAUGGCAACGUAUAAGAAAGGGAUCGAAACUGUGAUAAAAAUUCUUAAAUUGCAACAGGAUAACUAUCCAGAGCGUAUGAAAUCAUUUUAUAUCAUAAAUGCUUCUGCACUUUUUACGAUGCCAUUUAACAUAAUAAAAUCUUUUCUUAACCCCAGGAUGUUAAGCAAAUUCCAUGUCUAUGGAACAGACGGCUGGAAGGAAGCGCUCUUGGAGAUAAUUGAUGCUGAUCAAUUACCAGCAUUUUUAGGAGGAACCAGGACAGAUCCAGAUGGAAAUCCUCUAUGCAAGACUUUCCUGAACCAAGGAGGUAAAAUAAGUGAAAAAUAUUACCUGCACAAGAGCAUCAAUUCUUUAGAAAAGAGCCCUGGCGUAAAGAAAAUCACACUGCCCCGUGCAUCUUUCAAUGAAGUCAGCGUUGAAAUCGACGAAGCUGGCUCUAUUAUUGAAUGGGAAUUUGAGACCAAAACUCGAGACAUCGGGUUUGGCCUCUUUUACAAAGAUAUGGAUGGCGAAGAAGAAAAGAUGACUGAACUGGUUGAAUUACAAAGACUGGAAACAGAAGAUUUCUCUGAAGUAGGAAUGUACAAAUGUGACAAAAGUGGCGAAUAUAUCAUUCUAUUUGAUAACUCAUACAGUUGGAUUAGAUCGAAAGAAGUUUACUACCGGAUCAAUGUAGUGAAGCCUUCUGAUCAGGAAAAGAAUUUGAAGAACUGAUAAAGAUGACAGAAUCAUUUUUGAAAGGUUUUAGUGCUGCUGAUUUAAUUUCAAAAUAUCUGUGAUUUUUAAACAAAUUGAGUUUUUUCCUGUUCCUACCUUAGCAUUCAGAGGACAGAAUCUUUUUUUAUGACUACAAAAAGGAUAAGCAUCUUAUUUAAUUAUCUGAUUACAUGUCUGGUUAUUAUUUUAAAAACUAUUACGUUAAUUAUAGAUUUUAAUUUCGCGAAAAUCUACAAGCAGAUCUUUAUCAAGCUUCUUUUAAUUUCUGAGUAGCAAUAAUUGAGAAAUAUAAUGUAAAAUAUACUUUACCAUUAAAAGUACCUCUGUUAAUUUAAUUACAUUACCCAAAUGGAAAAGAUAAAGCUGCAUUUCUGAAAAUGUAUUAAGUCUAUUAAUGGAUUAACUCAUCAUUUUAACUAAAAUGUGAUCAGUCAUUUAUUCCAAUUAUUAAGCCCUUCAGUAUUCUGUUAAUUGUCGAAAUCGAAGAAGCGCGUUCAAAUGGAAAUGCAGUAUAUGAAUUUUAUAGUUUUCUUUGUACGAAGUUUUCUUGUUUUUUCCAUACAAAUUAUAUAUUUUAUAAUAUUAUACAAUGUUUAAAAUAAUAUAUAAUAUUUUAUUUUUAAUACAUUCUAUUCAUUGCUAAAAUAUGAAAUAAAUCUUUUUGCAAAUUA
Messenger RNA from Argiope bruennichi, 2070 nucleotides. Its product is annotated as SEC14-like protein 2. Gene Ontology annotation, cellular component: cytoplasm. Bases 194 to 1396 code for a protein of 400 amino acids. The record is from RefSeq and is a predicted model, not a curated record. NCBI's taxonomy places the organism in Eukaryota, Metazoa, Arthropoda, Arachnida, Araneae, Araneidae. The transcript is spliced from 13 exons.